Messenger RNA from Galeopterus variegatus (Sunda flying lemur), 784 nucleotides. NCBI's taxonomy places the organism in Eukaryota, Metazoa, Chordata, Mammalia, Dermoptera, Cynocephalidae. The record is from the annotation of a RefSeq genome assembly.
AUGACCCACCAAACCCACGCCUACCAUAUAGUUAACCCUAGCCCUUGACCACUCACAGGAGCCCUAUCUGCCCUACUCAUGACGUCCGGCCUGACAAUGUGAUUUCACUUUAACUCCGGCACCCUACUAACCCUAGGGCUAUUAACCAACUCACUAACCAUAUAUCAAUGGUGACGAGAUGUAGUACGGGAAAGCACCUUUCAGGGACACCAUACAGCCGUUGUGCAAACAGGACUACGAUACGGAAUAAUUCUCUUCAUUAUAUCUGAGGUUUUUUUCUUCGCCGGGUUCUUCUGAGCCUUCUACCACUCAAGCCUAGCUCCAACCCCUAACUUAGGAGGCUAUUGACCGCCAGCAGGCAUCAAUCCUCUCAACCCCAUGGAAGUUCCAUUACUCAAUACACUAGUACUAUUAGCCUCUGGGGUAUCUAUCACCUGGGCUCACCACAGCCUUAUAGAAGGAAACCGCAAACAUUCACUACAAGCCCUCCUCAUCACAAUCUCCCUAGGCAUCUACUUCACACUCCUCCAAACCUCAGAGUACUUCGAAGCCUCCUUCACUAUUUCCGACGGCAUUUAUGGAUCAACAUUCUUUGUAGCAACGGGCUUCCACGGUCUUCACGUAAUGAUUGGAUCUACUUUUCUCACCAUCUGCUUCCUACGACAACUAAAAUUCCACUUUACAUCCAAACAUCAUUUCGGCUUUGAGGCCGCCGCCUGAUACUGACAUUUUGUAGACGUAGUCUGGCUAUUCUUAUAUAUUUCUAUCUACUGAUGAGGAUCAU